AUGUCUGCCGCCGUCAUCGGCUCAACCGGCCUCGUCGGCUCUCACAUCCUGUCCAACCUCCUAGCCGGCGACAUCUACAAGCCCGUCCACACAAUCACCCGUCGCGCCCCCAAGCCCUCCUCGCCGAACCUCAACUCCAUCGUCGACGCCGACACUACAAAAUGGGCCGCCGCGCUGACCGGCCUCUCGCCCGUCCCGGCCGCCAUUGACCACGACCUCAACAUUGAGCUGGCCAGGGCGGCCAAGGAAGCCGGCGUUGCGACAUUUGUAUUCAUUUCCAGCGCCGGCUCUGACGGUUUCCUGUCCAGCUGGGCUCCCUACAGCAAGAUGAAGAGGGGGGUGGAGAAUGCCGUCAAGGAGCUCGGCUUCGAUCACGCCAUUAUUCUGCGGCCCGGCAUGAUCCUGGGAGAGCGCGAGACCAGCCGUGCCGCCGAAGGUAUUGCGCAGGCGGCCGUGAGGGGCCUGGGCAAGCUCAGCAAGGGCCUCCAGGAUGCCCUGGGACAGGAUGCCGAUGCUAUUGCCAGGGCGGCCGUCAAAGCCGCCCAGCUGGCUUGGGAGAACAAGGCGCCUGACAAGUUUUGGAUCAUCGGGGGACAUGAGAUUUUGAAACUCGCACACGCUGAGAAGGAGGAGCCCAAGGCUGCGGAAUCAUCAAAGUAA
This is a messenger RNA of Metarhizium acridum CQMa 102, 660 nucleotides long. Lineage: Eukaryota; Fungi; Ascomycota; Sordariomycetes; Hypocreales; Clavicipitaceae. The record is from RefSeq and is a predicted model, not a curated record.